Schizosaccharomyces cryophilus OY26 is the source of this 692-nucleotide messenger RNA. RefSeq lists its product as uncharacterized. The record is from RefSeq and is a predicted model, not a curated record. The transcript has 2 exons. NCBI's taxonomy places the organism in Eukaryota, Fungi, Ascomycota, Schizosaccharomycetes, Schizosaccharomycetales, Schizosaccharomycetaceae. The coding region runs from base 234 to 575 and encodes 113 amino acids.
UUUAGAUCUAAAGAAAUUUAAACAUUGAUCUAUUUCAUUUCAUGCAAAGAAGAACUUUUUAAGCCUGCGAAUGUUCCCACUUUAUUCUUUCUGCAUUUCUUAAUAAAGUAACCAUCAAACGUCAAGUUACAAGGAUGAACAUGCCACGUAGAGCGAUAUAUUUCACUUUCAGCAACUUCAUAUACGUCUACUGUUUGUUAAUCUUUCUAAAAAGCAGGGUUUACAAUUAGAAAAUGUCGCUUCAGAUUCAUGUUUCUAGGAACGCACUUUGGCGUUAUUUUGUUCUGUCGCUUAUUUUUUUGCAGAUGUACGUUGUCUUUAUUGAGCCCUAUUAUCACGGAACACGUUUCGAAGAACUCCGUCAACUUUUGGGGCCCAGACUUUUGUAUGGUUCAGUUUACUUUCUGGUCAUCGUGCAUGGGUUAGAAGCUUUCCUUGCCUUAAGAAUGUGUCUUGCGAAGAAAUUAUCUUUGGCAAGUACGCUAAGUUGGGUCUUUUCUGCAUGUAUUUUUGGUGGUCCUACAUUGGUGACGCUUAGAAGCAGUGGCGCAAAUAGUAAAGAGCAUGCUCAAUAGACAGUAUAAAUAAUUUCUUUGUGUUUAGGAAAUAAAUAAUGGAUGAAAGAGGCUUUCUACCAUGGCGAAUCUUGUUUUCUUUAUUACCUUAAUAUUCAUCAGAUACGUAAAUAAGCG